This is a messenger RNA of Solea senegalensis (Senegalese sole), 3078 nucleotides long. RefSeq names its product potassium voltage-gated channel subfamily KQT member 2-like. Gene Ontology annotation, molecular function: voltage-gated potassium channel activity. The transcript is spliced from 19 exons. NCBI's taxonomy places the organism in Eukaryota, Metazoa, Chordata, Actinopteri, Pleuronectiformes, Soleidae. The record is from RefSeq and is a predicted model, not a curated record. Gene Ontology annotation, biological process: potassium ion transport; transmembrane transport. Bases 131 to 2797 code for a protein of 888 amino acids. Gene Ontology annotation, cellular component: membrane.
CUCCUGUUGCUCCUCCUCCUCCUCCUGCACCAGCAGCAGCAGCAGUAAUCAGGGAUGCUGGUGUACGGCCUUCCCCGCCUCGUUCCUCGGUGUUCGGUGUGAUCGGUGACUCGCAGCUCGGUUCUCGGUCAUGGUUCAGAAAUCACGGAACGGCGGGGUUUUCCCCGGAGCUCAGGCCGAUCAGAAGAAGGUCGGCUUCGUUGGUUUGGACGGCGGAGGAACCGAGUCCAGCAGAGACGGAGCUCUGCUCAUAUCAGCUGUGGAGGAGGGGCCUCGGCGGCAGCGCAGCAGUGUCUCUGGAGGAAAACGACCUCCUAAAAGAAACGCCCUCUACAGGCGACUGCAAAAUUUUCUCUACAACGUCCUAGAGAGACCAAGAGGAUGGGCCUUCAUCUACCAUGCCUAUGUGUUCCUGCUCGUGUUCUCCUGCCUCGUUCUUUCCGUUUUCUCCACCAUCAAAGAAUAUGAGAAGAGUUCAGAGGAUGCCCUUUACAUCCUGGAAGUGGUCACCAUUGUGGUGUUUGGGGUGGAGUACAUGGUGAGGAUCUGGGCUGCAGGCUGCUGCUGUCGAUACAGAGGCUGGAGAGGACGACUCAAGUUUGCCAGGAAACCGUUCUGUGUCAUUGACAUCAUGGUGCUGAUUGCGUCCAUCUCUGUGUUGGCGGCGGGGACUCAGGGAAACGUCUUUGCCACGUCAGCGAUUCGUUCUCUUCGGUUCCUUCAGAUCCUGAGGAUGAUCCGUAUGGACCGCAGAGGAGGAACCUGGAAGCUGCUGGGAUCAGUGGUUUACGCCCACAGCAAGGAGCUGAUCACAGCCUGGUACAUCGGUUUCCUGUGUCUCAUUCUGGCAAGUUUCCUUGUUUAUUUGGCAGAAAAAGAAGAUAACGAUCAGUUUGAGACGUACGCAGACGCCCUCUGGUGGGGACUGAUCACCUUGACAACCAUUGGUUAUGGAGAUAAGUUUCCCAUCACCUGGAAUGGUCGUCUUCUUGCUGCCACUUUCACUCUGAUUGGAGUUUCAUUCUUCGCUUUGCCCGCGGGGAUCCUUGGUUCUGGUUUUGCUCUGAAGGUUCAGGAGCAGCACAGACAGAAACACUUUGAGAAGAGACGGAAUCCAGCAGCCGGACUCAUACAGGCAGCGUGGAGAGUUUAUGCCACAAAUCUGAGCCGAACUGAUCUGUCGUCAACGUGGGACUACUACGAGAGGACAGUGUCUGUCCCCAUGUACAGGCUGAUUCCGCCGCUCAAUCAACUGGAUUUACUGAGGAACCUGAAGAACAAGUCAGGACUCUCUUUCAGGAAAGAUGUCCAGCCUGAACAGUCUCCCAGUCAGAAAGUCAGUCUGAAGGAGAGGGUUUUUUCAUCCCCCCGAAGUUCAGGAACCAAAGGAAAAGGUUCUCCACAGCACGUGGUUCCAUCCAUUGGCCCCGGUGUUGCUCCUGGUCCUGGAGGUCCAGCGGGAGUCCAGACCCUGAGGCGUUCCCCUAGUGUGGAGCCAUGUCAGGAGGAGAGUCCCAGCAAGGUCCCAAAAAGUUGGAGCUUCGGAGAACGAAGCCGAACCCGGCAGGCCUUCAGAAUCAGAGGAGCUGCCUCCCGACAAAACUCUGAGGUGCUGAUAGAGAUGCAGGACGAAGAGUUCAGACAGAAGAGCUCACCAGAUGCGAGUCUUCCAGGAGAAGACAUGGCUGACGACAACAAGAGCUGCCACUGUGAGUUCGUCCCUCAGGACCUGACGCCGGGGUUAAAGGUCACCAUCAGAGCCAUCUGCAUCAUGCGCUUCAUGGUUUCAAAGAGGAAGUUCAAGGAGAGUCUUCGUCCUUACGAUGUCAUGGACGUGAUCGAACAGUACUCGGCCGGACACCUGGACAUGUUAGCACGCAUCAAGAACCUGCAGACCAGAGUGGAUCAGAUUGUUGGCAGAGGGACGCCCGUCACAGACAAAGACCGUCCAAAAGCGUCCAGCGAGGAGCUUCCUGAUGACCCGAGCAUGAUGGGACGUCUGGGGAAGGUGGAGAAGCAGGUCCUGUCCAUGGAGCGGAAGUUAGACUUCCUGGUCAACAUCUACAUCCAGAGAAUGGGAAUUCCUCAGGCUGAAACUGACGCUUACUUUGGAUCCAAGGAGCCGGACCCAGCACCGCCCUACCACAGUCCUGUGGACCAGCUGGACAAAAACCAGUCCAUGUCCAAAAACCCACAGGUGUUGCCUAGCGACCAUGUGGAGAAGACUCGCUUUGGGAUGAAGAUGGUUCGCUCCAGCAGCUCCACCGGACACAGGAACUACAGCGCCCCCACAUGCCCGCCCUCCACCUCCUGGCAGCCCAUUAGCUCCCAGCUCCCUCAACAGGCUCCGCCCCCCCCUCAGGGUAGCCAUGGCAACACGCCGAGUCCGGUGGGAGACGGGUCUCUGGUUCGACUCCCACCCCCUCCGGCUGGAGAGAGGCACGGUGGGAACCGAUCGAACCGUCAGAGCACCGGAGAGCGGGGAGGGGUGGAGAGAGCGGAGCAGGGAGGGGGGGCAGGGGGCGGGGAAGAGGAGGUGAAAGUGGACAGCGACACGUCCGUCUCCAUCCCGUCUGUGGACCACGAGGAGCUGGAGCGCUCGUUCAGCGGCUUCUCCAUCUCACAGUCCAGAGAGAAUGUGGACUUCCUCAACAGCAGCUUCUACAACAGAGCAGGGGGCGGGGCCACGCUCUGUGCCGCCGUACGCCCCUACAUCGCUGAGGGCGAGUCCGACUCCGACUCGGAGCUCUGUGCCCCUUCACCUCACUCGGACCACGUUUGGACCGGAACCAAGUAGAAGUGAACCAGCAGAACAUUAAAGACUUUGAACUGUAGAGGGCGGUGUCGCACCGCUCAUCAUCAGAAGAAGAGUUGAGAGCAAAGCAUCACGGGAACACAGGUGUCUGCACUGGGUCUGAGUCUGACAUGCCCACGUCUGAUUGUUAGCUUUGUCUGUAUUAAAAGUAUCCUAUCACUUUAAUAUUGUGUUUACUGUCGUCACCAUGACGACGGCGUUUCUUUUUUAACGUCUUCUGUAUCAAUCUUCAAACAUCGUAAUAAAACCUUCUGUUUCUCUUG